This is a messenger RNA of Rhodotorula toruloides NP11, 963 nucleotides long. RefSeq lists its product as uncharacterized. Gene Ontology annotation, cellular component: nucleus; 90S preribosome. The transcript has 6 exons. The record is from RefSeq and is a predicted model, not a curated record. The coding region runs from base 1 to 963 and encodes 320 amino acids. Lineage: Eukaryota; Fungi; Basidiomycota; Microbotryomycetes; Sporidiobolales; Sporidiobolaceae.
AUGGCUCCGCCCAGCAAGAAGACCAAGACUGACCAUGUCCUGACUGGCGACAACCUCGAGGACAACUUCCUCAUCGAAGACGAGUUUGCAGGAGUUUCGGACGGGGAGGAGGCGGACGGCUUAGCGGAUCUCUCGGACGAUGCUGAUGCGGUUGCGGCGGAAGGCGGCGAAGCAGAUGACCUGGGUCCCGCCGUAUCCGCCGGGAAGAAGCGUUCCGCCGACGAUGCGGGCGUCGGAACAGAAGACAAGCAGCCAAAGAGCAAGCGGGCGGCGAAGAAGGCCAAGGAGAAGAAGACGAAGAAGUUGGCAGAGCUCGAGGUUGACGGGAAGGACAAGGAGGACAUGGGACUUUUGCCGGUUGAGUCGUUGGCGGACAGGUUGGCGGAGAAGCAGAAGCGGGCGCUGCCGAAUCUCACGGCUCUCGAAAUGGACGAGAUGCGGAUCAGCCAGUCGAUGAUUCUCGACACUUCGUCGGUAGCGGCGCGAGACUCGCUGCGGGCGUUCAUGAAAGAGGCUCUGCCGACGGCGUGCAACACCCUCGCCAAGAUGCCCAAGGCGGCUGGCUCACCUCGCAUCAUUGUCCUUGCGGGAGCUGCGCUGCGUGUUGCCGAUCUCGUGCGCGAUGUCAAGGAGUUCAAGACGAAGACGAAGGACGGCUUGAUCGAUGUCGCGAAGCUGUUUGCCAAGCACUUCAAGCUCGCCGAGCACGCCGAGUAUCUCAAGAAGACGCACGUCGGCCUCGCAGUCGGCACGCCCAACCGCAUCGAAAAGCUGCUCAACGAGACAGAGUCUCUCCACCUCACCCAUCUCUCGCACCUAAUCCUCGACGUCUCGCAUCUCGACUCGAAGAAGCGAUCGCUCGUCGACUUGCCCGAAGCGCGCGCCGACCUCUUCAAGCUGCUCGGCACCAAGCCGAUUAUGGACAGGCUGCGCGAGGGGAAGAUGAAGAUUGUCGUGUUCUGA